CAAACCAUGCCUCUCAGUAAUUCAUAUCAUUUCAUUUCAUUUCAGCACUCACGAGUCCCAUAGAAGAUGUGCUCAUUUUCUGAUAAAUUUGUGGUCUCCAUUGUGGCACAGUCAUGCUUGAUGGAUUCGUCAUUUAGUCCCGAGUCCAACAUCACCUUCCAUUUGCAGUGGCGUGUAUGUUGCUUGAGUCAAUUGACGGGAACGCUACCAGCGCAGUCGAUCCUGUUCUUGGGGCUCUUGAUGAUGUCGUAUCCCAAUAAGCGACGGGAAGGAAGGGCGAGAAUCGGUGACCGGAUCAUCCUCGGAGCUCAAGCGUUAAAUUUCGUGAACGAGCAUUCGCAUGACCUGCAUCGCUUACAGUGAGGAGGAUUGGAGAGCCCGCCAUGUAACGAGUCGUCUUUUUAAAACAGAAUGACCGCCUCCGAAUGACUUCAUAUUGGCGUACGGAGGAGUAGGGUAAGAAAAGGACUCGGACCUCAAACGGAGAAUAUUAUAAACUUGUCAGCUUAUCUGGUGCUCCCCGUUUCAGGUUGUUCGCUUCCUCCAGAACUUUUUAAUAUGACGACAAUGGAAACGGGACACCAACAACCUCUCGCCAAGUUGCCAGCGACCAUGGGGGUACGGCAUCUUGCACAACAAUGUGCCGGUGUAGUUUAGCCUCUUUUAUGCCACCUGAGGAUUCUCGGCAUCCGCAUUCACAAGUGUGGCAAAUCUGCGAAGACAAUACUCUCUCUCUGUGGACAAGCGUGUACGGAAUAUCGUGGGAGUCCGUCUUUCCUAAACCUUGCAUCGGCGAGAGAUAUUUUGGUUGCCACUGCUGUUCAUCAGAAGGAAGGUAGACGAGGAGGGCCUGGCAGUGGUCCCAAAAACCUCGGUCACCCCUCUAUGUCUCGUAGGGAACUUGAAACAAGCAGGAUUAUCGGAGGUUUAUCUGCGUAGAGUUGUGCGAGUUUCUUUUAUCGCAUUCUUUCGGCUUUCUUUAUGCAUAAAAGUUACGAGACUUUUGCCAUUUAUACGAGGCCCAUUCGUCAGGGGCAGUUAUGCAUGUCUCGAGCUUUUGGUUCUCCGAGGCCUUUAUGACAUCAUUCUUUUUUCUCGUAGAAGGUUCCAACUUUACCAAACUACCCCUGCCUAUGACCAGAAGAACGUAAGAAUUGUGGUUGCAGACGCUGCAAUCGAUGGUCUGCUAUCCGAGCCAUGGAAUGUUCCUGUUCUCCCAUGAAACGUACUCUUUAUUCUUCGCCUUCGUUAUUUUGCGGGCAUUGGAUCAUCCCCCGCUUUGUGGUUUGAUUCCUCUUCCUUCCUUCCUUCCGGAUAUCGCGUGCACUUCCAUGCCCGGGGUUCAGAUUUUUUUCCUGCUCAGGGCGUCCCGAUAAAGGUCGGGCUAGAAAAAAACAUAUUCUCCAAUAGUCUUUUCUUUCAUCGGCUAGUUUCUUCUUUAUGCCCCGGCAUUUUGGCGAAAAUUUUGUUCGCGGCCGAUUUUUAUUCUGUAAUAAUUUUUUUGCUUUUUACU
Messenger RNA from Marchantia polymorpha subsp. ruderalis, 1513 nucleotides. NCBI's taxonomy places the organism in Eukaryota, Viridiplantae, Streptophyta, Marchantiopsida, Marchantiales, Marchantiaceae. The record is from the annotation of a GenBank genome assembly.